Messenger RNA from Aspergillus saccharolyticus JOP 1030-1, 1022 nucleotides. RefSeq lists its product as uncharacterized. Bases 217 to 804 code for a protein of 195 amino acids. The transcript has a single exon. NCBI's taxonomy places the organism in Eukaryota, Fungi, Ascomycota, Eurotiomycetes, Eurotiales, Aspergillaceae. The record is from RefSeq and is a predicted model, not a curated record.
CACGUACUACCCUGUAGAUUGAUCAUUCCAGACCAUGACCUACCCAUUCGGAUUGACGAGCCCAACAUCCACCUUUUCCAUUUUAAAUUGAGAAGAUGGUGGGAGGAGAAUAAUUGGGAAUAGACACUAGACCCAGAAAACGCAGGCGAGAAAGAGAAAAUCCUCCGAUGUUGCCUGCAUCUGAUCAGCCGGGGAUAAUGAAAACGACCGUUGGGAAUGAGGUACUUACCUACUGUACGUAGGGCGGAUGGAUCAUACGUAGUAGCCAUGCCUUCUUCUGUUCUUCUCUGCUUUAUUUUAUUCUCCCGUUGUGCUAGGGCUUCGUUUUCCUUCUUGGUCUUUGUUUAUUUUCUUAGUUUUAUGAUUUUCGUUUAUUUGAUUUUUCCCUUUCCGAAAUUUUUCUAUUUUCCGCUCAGCGAGACAGUCAAUGGAAUAAUAAUACGGCUGGAUAUUAUUAUUGCUAUUUUGCCUUCCCCUCGCCUUCCGGAUCCAACCAAGCUUAAUAAGGAACUAGCUUUGGAAACCGAACUAGUGCAGUUCUGGUUCUCGACUUCUUCCGCAUCCACACCGUCAUUCUUCCUCUCGUCGAGCUGCUAUUUGUAUCCAACGAUCCUUUCCUCUCGUGUGCCUCUGGUUUAUCCUGUCCUCUUUUUUUUUUUCCCUCUUUUCCUUUCCUCCCCUCCCUCCCCUCCUCCUUUUGUUCUCUCUCUCCUCUUUUUAAUUCGUUUCUUGCAUGAUCAGAGAGCUAUUGGCGCAACAUACACCUCCGGCUGCCAGCCUUUUACUCUUCUUUAUAGUCUUUGAUUAAUCAAUCUGUAUUCUUCUUCUGUAUCUAUUACAGUCCCUUUUUUCUUCAUUUUAACUUUUCUAAACCUUUCGCGCCUUUCAGACAAGAAUUUCUCCCUUUCAAUUUUGAUAAUUGCCCUUCUUCUUGUCUUUUUGCGUCAAAAGAUCAUUUCCCCUUCUACAAUCCAAUAGAAUAUUGCAAGACAGACAUAACCUUACUACUUCCCACGUGUUCG